AUGGCAGAGUCGGCAGAAAACAAAUUCGCCAUCCACGAAGCAGCCCGAGAUGGCAAGACCCAAGUGGUCGAGUCCCUCCUAAAUGCAAACCCCAAACUGGCCUCCCUCCGCGACCAGGAUGAAAGACUUCCUCUCCACUGGGCCAUAGCCUUCGCCCACCUCGAUAUUGUCAAACUCCUCGCAGCCACCCGCUCCUUUGACCCCGACGCCGAAGACGGUGCAGGCUGGACCCCUCUUGCCAUCGCUGCCUCUCUCAAAGACAAUUCCGGGCUGCCCAUGAUCGAGCUCCUCCUCUCCAAAGACGCCGACCCCAAGAUUGCCACACACACAGGCGUCACGCCUUUACAUCUGGCCGUGUCAAAGAAUAACCUGGACGUCUGCAAAACUCUUUUGAAACACGGUGUGAGUGCGAGGGUCAAGGACAAGCGGGGCCAGUUACCCCUCCACCGCGCCGCCGCCGUGGGAUCUGUCCCGCUUGUGAAACUGCUGCUGGAGAACAAGUCGCCCAUCAACGCCACGGACAUGGACGGGCACACGGCUCUACAUCAUGCAAUCAGUGAAGGACAUGGCGAUGUGGCUGUAGAGCUGCUCAAAGCAGGAGCGGAGACGGAUAAAAGGGACCAUGAAGGGAGACUGGCCAUUGACUGUGCACCGGAUGGUAAGGUUAGGUCGCAUAUCUUGAAAGCAGCAGAGAGGGAAGGCAUCGAAUUCGCCUGA
Fonsecaea erecta is the source of this 717-nucleotide messenger RNA. RefSeq lists its product as hypothetical. The record is from RefSeq and is a predicted model, not a curated record. NCBI's taxonomy places the organism in Eukaryota, Fungi, Ascomycota, Eurotiomycetes, Chaetothyriales, Herpotrichiellaceae. The coding region runs from base 1 to 717 and encodes 238 amino acids. The transcript has a single exon. Gene Ontology annotation, molecular function: protein binding.